GCUUGUUUACGACGUGCCCGGGAUUCUCAACCUCAUGGCAUGUCGCUCUUCAUCUCACUGACGUUAUCGUCCUUUUUCUCGAUACGACAUUCGGUACAUUUUUUGCUGCAUUCUGCAGUUUGCAUAGCAGUUUCGAUGUGAUAACGUAUUGUGUGCCUUGAUGUAAUAUUUGCAAUUGUCGAUUUGCUGUUGAUUGGCAGAGAUCGAUAUGGCGUCCUCGUGUAUGAUUUUGCAACGUGGUAUCGCGACUUCGUGCGUCUGUCAUGGAAAACGAAAUUUUCGGAAGUUCUUAUUGUACAAUAAACGCGGCAGUCGUGCUUUCAAAGAGCAACAAGCGAAAAAUCCUGAUCCUGAUAUACCAAUAGACAAGAGAGGUGUAAAAGAUACUGGAUACAAACGUGGCGAUGAGUGGGUCCAUGUGCCAGAGAUGGUUCCUGAAUUAAUUGUCCCAUCACUGGAGGGAUUUACAUUGAAGCCAUACGUGUCAUACAGAGUACAAAAUGUAAAGUCACCCAGAUUUAGCGCUCACCGUUUGUUUGACGCUCUCUAUGCUAAAAAGAUAAAAGAGGACUUUGAGAAGGGUGAAUUGGAUGAAAACGGAGAACCAUUAAAUCCUAGUGAGUAUGAGAAGCUUACGCCACAAGAAGCCAAGGACAACGCUGGGAAAACAGGUAGUGACAUUUUUCAGCUCAGCCGACGGUCUUGAAGCUCUACUUCAAUAUUUAUGAUUGUAAUGUAAAUAUAGAAAUUCUUUUCCGGAUGCGUAUUGUGUCAGAACAAUAAAGAAUCUUCAAUAUGCUCCAAACACA
Ooceraea biroi (clonal raider ant) is the source of this 809-nucleotide messenger RNA. RefSeq names its product mitochondrial ribosomal protein L41 (gene mRpL41). NCBI's taxonomy places the organism in Eukaryota, Metazoa, Arthropoda, Insecta, Hymenoptera, Formicidae. Gene Ontology annotation, biological process: translation. The record is from RefSeq and is a predicted model, not a curated record. Gene Ontology annotation, molecular function: structural constituent of ribosome. Gene Ontology annotation, cellular component: mitochondrial large ribosomal subunit.